Glycine soja is the source of this 716-nucleotide messenger RNA. RefSeq names its product acanthoscurrin-1-like. The transcript has a single exon. The record is from RefSeq and is a predicted model, not a curated record. Lineage: Eukaryota; Viridiplantae; Streptophyta; Magnoliopsida; Fabales; Fabaceae. Bases 71 to 385 code for a protein of 104 amino acids.
GACACAGUCACUAAACAGAGUAACUAACUAAAUUAAGGAGAGUCCAAGUGUGUGGGAGACAAAGAGAGACAUGGCUAAGUGGUGUAUGUUGGUGUUGGUUCUUGCUCUGGCUGUGGCUACAAGUGCCAGAGAUGUUCCCAAUCCCAAGGAUGCUGGUCUCAAUGACCAGAAGAACUUCAUCAGCUAUGGUGGAGUUGGUGGCUAUUCUGGAAUUGGAAGCAAUGGACUACCUUUUGGAGGUGUCGGAAUAGGUGGUGGUAUUGGCGGUGGUGGACUUGGUGGCGGCCUCGGCGGCACCACCGGGAUAGGUGGGUUGGGAGGAUUCGGAGGUCCCAUUGGUGGCGGUGGUGUUGGUGGUGGUAGCAUACCUCAUCCUACCCCUUGAUAUGAACAUGCAUGCAUAUGGAAUUUCUUCUCGUUUCUUUGGAUUACCCUAGUCAACGACCUUCGGUCAGGAAAUAAUUGUGGUUUAUGUUCGUGUCGUUUAUCUUACAACCAUUUUAGAGUUUAAUUUAUUAUCGCCUAUUGAAAUUAAGCAAAAAAAAUAGUAGUAUAUCUUUGUAAUGUAUUAUGUCAUUUCCGUCGAUCUUUGCUUAGGUUUUGUUGUGUCAAGUGCCAACCAUAGUACUCAUACAUAUACGUGUGGUUCCUUUAUGGAAUAUUUAUAUUUAGCAUGGAAGUAAUGUAAUCAAUAUAUGAGUUCAAUUUACUAGCUA